Messenger RNA from Penicillium daleae, 1857 nucleotides. Its product is annotated as putative flavin-binding monooxygenase. The coding region runs from base 1 to 1857 and encodes 618 amino acids. The transcript has 4 exons. Lineage: Eukaryota; Fungi; Ascomycota; Eurotiomycetes; Eurotiales; Aspergillaceae. The record is from RefSeq and is a predicted model, not a curated record. Gene Ontology annotation, molecular function: flavin adenine dinucleotide binding; NADP binding; N,N-dimethylaniline monooxygenase activity.
AUGGCAACGACGUUGACGGGUGGAAACCCGCAUAUUAUUGAGCUUCCCAAAACAACGAGCAGCGCACCGCCAGAUGCGCGGGCUGUGAUUCAACAGUGGCUUGCAGCUUUAGAGACAGCUUUGUCGAAGCCAGCCACCCUUGACAUUGCCUCGCUUUUCCAUGAAGAAUCAUGGUGGCGAGAUAUGCUGGCUCUUGACUGGGACAUGCGCACCUUGCACAGCGCAGCUGAGAUAUCCCAGUUCCUUGGCACCCACCAGAGCAAGGCAAGGCUGUCGGGGUUUCAAAUUCAAGAACAGGGCAAGUUUCAGCCACGCUGGGAGCAGGUAGUUGACGGGUUGAGCUGGAUAUCCAGCAUGUUCUUUUUCGAGACUGCCUUUGGUCGAGGCACCGGGAUGGCGAGGCUUACGCAGGGAGACGAUGGCUACUGGAAGGCGUAUGCGAUGUAUACUUCUCUGCAAGAAUUGAAGGGAGCUGAGGAGCCCCUCGGCAAGAGACGGCCUGAAGGGACGACAGAGAGUAUGCUUGGUGGACUUGCAGCGGGGACGUGGAUUGAGAGGAGGGAGAGACAGAAGGAGUUCUUGGAUUCAGAGCCCACGGUGUUGGUCGUUGGUGCUGGCCAAGCCGGUUUGAAUAUGGGUGCUCGUCUACAGAACCUGGGGUUGUCCUGUCUGCUUGUUGAUAAGCAUGAGCGAAUUGGUGAUAAUUGGCGUAAGCGGUAUCGCACACUCGUCACCCAUGACCCUGCCGAAUUCACCCACAUGGCCUAUCUUCCCUUCCCGCAAAAUUGGCCGCAGUUCACUCCCAAAGACAAGCUAGGUGACUGGUUUGAAGCUUACGCUAGUAUCAUGGAACUUAACAUUUGGAUGAAGACCUCGGUUACUUCAGCCGACUACAAUGAUGAUACCGCCCAGUGGACGGUAAAUGUGACCCGCGGUGAUGGAUCCAAGCGCACACUUCGGCCACGUCAUCUCGUCUGGUGUACAGGACACUCCGGUGAGGUACGCAUUCCGAGCUUCCCAGGGCAAGAUUCUUUCAAAGGCACAUUAUAUCAUGGUAGUCAACACACCGAUGCGUCUGACUACGACGUUCGGGGCAAGAAGGUCGUUGUCGUCGGCACCGGUAACAGUGGCCACGACAUUGCCCAGAACUACUACGAAAAUGGUGCAGACGUAACAAUGCUCCAACGCAGCGGAACAUAUGUGAUUACUGCCGACAAAGGUGUAUUCAUGAUGCACAAGGGCCUUCACGAAGACGGCGGCCCGCCCACAGAAGAGGCCGACAUUGUCUCAGAGAGCUUGCCCUUCCCAGUUCAAUUCGCACUCAGCGUGCACAUGACCCAUCGCAUUGCAGAUGCCGAGAAAGAAACAUUGGAUGGUCUGCGCCGUGCAGGGUUCCAAUUGGACUUUGGACAUGAUGGAGCUGGUAUUGCUCGAGCAUACUACACGCGCGGUGGCGGGUAUUAUAUCGAUGUUGGCUGCAGCUCGCUUAUUAUCGAUGGCAAGAUCAAGGUGAAGCACAGUCCACAAGGAAUCACUGGCUUUGGCCAGCGUGAAUUGAAACUUGCGGAUGGCACUAACCUGCCUACUGACAUUGUUGUGCUCGCAACUGGAUAUGACAACAUGCGGACGACUGUGCGGAAAGUACUGGGUGAUAAGAUUGCGGACCGAUGCUUGGAUGUUUGGGACUUAGACAACGAGGGAGAACUCCGUGCGAUGUGGCGCCCAAGCGGCCAUCCAGGAUUCUGGUUCUUUGGUGGCAACCUUGCGUUGUGUCGGAUAUACUCCAAGUUCCUGGCGUUGCAAAUCAAGGCUAUAGAAUCGGGAAUCAAGACACAGACCUGGGAGAAGAAGAUCUAA